AUGACGAAAGCUACUAAAAGUAUUCUGUGGUAUUUGAAAGAGUCCCGGACGGACGUGCAGUUUCAUUUGGCAGCUCUACGAGGUGACUGUGAUCGACUUCGGCAACUUCUGGACACUGGGAAGGUGCACAUUGACUCCAGAGACAGGAUUGAACAAGGUACGAUAUGUCAACAGGAUGGCACGACGCCUCUGAUACUGUCGGCUGCAAUGGGUCAUACAGAAUGCGUGCGUGAACUGCUCGCACAGGGUGCCGACCCGGCCUGCUGUAGAACGACAGGAACGAACGCACUGUUCUUUGCGGCGCAGGGCGGGUUCCUGGACAUCGCGCGGCUGCUGCUGGACGCCGGCGCAGACAUCGACGCCCCCAGCACGGACGGGGGCACGCCGCUGUUUGUGGCGUGUCAAUGUGGACACCUGCCCGUCGUCGAGGAGCUGCUGCGGCGCGGCGCGGACGUGAACGCCUGCAUGAAGGUCGUCGUUCACAUAGUCAUUUUUGUCGGUUGAAAUGAGUUCCUCUACUUUUUUGAAUGUACACUUAUAUUACAAGAUUUCCUAACUUUGUUUGGAAGGGGUAAUUUUCGGAACGGUCGACGUGUGCAGGACAAGGCGAGUCCGCUGUUCAUCGCGGCGCAGAACGGGCACGACGACGUGUGCGCGGCGCUGCUGCGGGCCCACGCGCAUGUGGACGCGCCGCGCGCCGACGCCGCCACGCCGCUGUGGAUAGCGGCCCAGUGCGGGCACGACCACGUGGCCGCGCGCCUGCUCGCGGGGGGGGCCCGCGUGGACGCGCUCAGGCAGGUGUGUAUACAUACGGCCCCGACGCCGCCACGCCGCUGUGGAUAG
Molecule: messenger RNA, 843 nt
Organism: Diatraea saccharalis (sugarcane borer)
Lineage: Eukaryota; Metazoa; Arthropoda; Insecta; Lepidoptera; Crambidae
Source: the annotation of a GenBank genome assembly